GUUCAACUGUUAUAUUCUUUUACCUAUUAUUGAUUUAGUGUAAUGUUGUUGCACAUGUUUAUAGAAAUAUCAUAACUACAGUUACAUUUUUAAAAUUAAGAAAGAACUAAAAACUUCUAUAACAAUAAUACAUAUAAAAUCGAUAUUACAUAUGUGAUAUAAAUACGUAGACAUAAAACGAUUUAAAGGUUUUCAGACAAGUACAUACCUGUCAAGAUAAUACAAUGAUAAAGAAUUGAUUUUUUAACCUUAAUUUUUUAACCGACUUCACUUUGUAAAAUUCAGGCAACCACAUAAAUUUACACGUUUGUUUUACUUUUUGCUAUCAAUUUAUUUAAUUAUUAUCGUUUUAAUAUUGAAAAAUGAGUUCUCAUGGUAAAUUACAAACUGAGAAACUAAGAAAAAAUUUAGAAGCACAAUUGGAUAGACUGGUGCAACAAUUAGAGGAUAUAGAAGAAAACCGAAAUUCACUAGACGCUGCUGCUUAUGAAGAAGCUAUGCAACUUACAAAAGAAGAUUUACAGGAAUUCAAUGAAAGUUUACAAAGAAUGAUAUCUGGUGACACAACAUUAGUUGAUCAAUUAGGUGCAAUACAACUAGCAAUUCAAGCAGCAAUUAGCGAAGCAUUCAAAACUCCUGCUGUUAUCAGAAUGUUUGGAAAACGAGAGACAUCACAACUUAGAGAACGAUUAGCUCAAAUUGAUUGUGGUGUAAAACUUGGAAAAUUAAGUAAGGAGGUCAGUGAUCAUCAACGUGCAGAGAUCUUAAAUGCAUUAAGGCAGCUUGGGGAAAAAUUGGAACCUCAAGAAUUACAGCUAUUGGAAAAAUUGAUGCUUAGUAACAUUGACACAACAAGUUAUGUGCAAGUACCUGAUAAUGUAGAGAAAGGUCGAAUGGCUAUGGCAGUGGUAGGUGAUGAAGUCAGAACUCAAAAUACUUGAACUGGAAUAUUUUUUCAUAUAAAUUUAUAAUUUUUUACCAAGUUUAUAACAAUUUACAUAAAUAAGGGAACCAAUUAUGUAAAAAGAUUGAUAAAUUAAUAAUAUAUAUUUCAAUAAUAUUGCUAAAUCAAUAUGUGCGUAUAAAUAUGUGUAUAAAUAUGAAAAUAUGUAUUUUCAAUUUUAAAUAUAACUUAGCUUUAUUGUAAGUAGAUUGGUUGUAAUGUGAAAAAUUUGUAUUUUUUAUUAUUUAAAUUUUGUAGCUGUUCACUCCAUUUUCUUGCUAAUUUUAACUAAAUUUCCGAAAUUGUUGCUUUCGUAAAAAUGUGAUUGAUGACUUAAGACUGAAAAUAAUGUUAACAAUUUUCACCAUAAAUUUAAUUCUAUAAGUAGAAUAUGAAUUAUAUAAUAAGCAAAUAUACAUAGUUUUAUCUUUAAUGUAUCUUGUGCACUAUAAAUCAUAAUUAUGUUUAUUUCUAGCUGCAUUAUAGUACUGCAGUAUAAUGUAAUAAAAUAUGUUUGUUUUAUUUCAAUGUCAUAUCUCACAUAAAUGAUUUGGGAAGAUAAGGAAACAUACAUUUAUUACGCAUGUGAUAUUUUGGAUUGUAUCACUAUUGUUAAUAUGUAUACAUACACAUGUUAUACAAAAAUAUUGCGAAGAAUAUUGUGAUCAGUCACAUAUUUUAUCAAUGUAAAAUUUUAAUAAAUUUGCUUUUAAAUGUAUAAA
Bombus terrestris (buff-tailed bumblebee) is the source of this 1665-nucleotide messenger RNA. Its product is annotated as protein LZIC. NCBI's taxonomy places the organism in Eukaryota, Metazoa, Arthropoda, Insecta, Hymenoptera, Apidae. The transcript is spliced from 3 exons. The coding region runs from base 363 to 941 and encodes 192 amino acids. The record is from RefSeq and is a predicted model, not a curated record. Gene Ontology annotation, molecular function: beta-catenin binding.